This is a messenger RNA of Cyprinus carpio (common carp), 2836 nucleotides long. RefSeq names its product neuronal acetylcholine receptor subunit alpha-7-like. Gene Ontology annotation, molecular function: acetylcholine-gated monoatomic cation-selective channel activity; transmembrane signaling receptor activity. The record is from RefSeq and is a predicted model, not a curated record. Gene Ontology annotation, cellular component: neuron projection; postsynaptic membrane; synapse. Gene Ontology annotation, biological process: signal transduction; regulation of membrane potential; nervous system process. Lineage: Eukaryota; Metazoa; Chordata; Actinopteri; Cypriniformes; Cyprinidae.
UUUGGUUGGAGAGAGAGCUGACUUGUGAGUCUCAAAUCAAUCAGGUCUUUUUUCCCCUUUUCUCUCACUCGCUGGGAUUUGCCGACAUCACCGGGUAGUCUCUCUCUCUCUCUCUCUCUCUCUCCCCCUCUGUCUCUCUCUCUCUCGUCCACAUUUAUUCUCUCCACUGCUUGCAUCAACCCAGCUCUUGCUUUCCUCUCCUCUCCUCCACUCCACCAGGAUAUUUCCUCCUCCUUUUUCCAUAUCCGAACAUAUUCCUGUUUUCUGCCCUGCUUUUCCUUCAUAUCUCCUGGAAUGUGGCACUCUUUGGCUUUCACUCUAUGUGGGAUCUCCGCUUUGAUCCAGGUGUCGGUGCAGGGUCCAUACCAGCGGACCCUGCUGAAGAACCUCCUGAAGGAUUAUAACCGCAUGGAAAGGCCUGUUGCAAAUGACUCUCAACCUCUCACUGUCUUUCUGUCUAUGAGCUUGAUACAGAUCAUGGAUGUGGAUGAGAAAAAUCAAGUACUGACUUCCAAUAUCUGGCUUAACAUGCACUGGUAUGAUCAUUAUCUGCAGUGGAACCAGUCGGAGUACCCAGGUGUCAAAAACCUUCGCUUCACCACUGACCAAGUGUGGACACCAGACAUCCUGCUCUACAAUAGUGCAGAUGACAAGUUUGACUCAACAUUCAAAUCGAAUAUUGUAGUGAACUCCAGUGGCUACUGCAACUACCUGCCUCCAGGUAUCUUCAUGAGCACCUGUAACGUGGAUGUACGCUGGUUUCCGUUUGACAUCCAGAAGUGUGAGCUUAAAUUUGGCUCAUGGACGUUUGACGGAUGGCUGCUGGAUCUCCAGAUGAAUGAGGCUGAUAUCUCAGGCUAUAUGCCCAACGGAGAGUGGGAUCUUGUGGGUGUGCCGGGCACAAGAAACGAGCUGUUCUAUGACUGCUGUAAAGAACCCUAUCCAGAUGUGACAUUUGUGGUAACCAUUCGCCGACGGACGCUCUACUACGCCUUGAACCUUCUCGUUCCUUGCGUCCUCCUUUCAUCCAUGACCUUGCUUAUCUUCCUAUUGCCUGCUGACUCCGGAGAAAAGAUUUCACUAGGUAUUACUGUGCUACUCUCAUUAACAGUCUUCAUGUUAUUGGUGGCAGAAAUCAUGCCAGCAACCUCAGACUCCAUCCCGCUAAUAGGACAGUAUUUUGCCAGUACAAUGAUCAUUGUUGGAAUGUCAGUUAUUGCCACAGUGGUUGUGCUCCAAUAUCACCACCAUGACCCCAACGGAGGGAACAUGCCCAAAUGGGUCCAGCUGGUCUUGCUCCAGUGGGUGGCCUGGUUUUUGCGUAUGAAGCGUCCUGGUGAGAGUGAAGACCCUGAGCGCCCUCCUUGUGCCCCUCACUUAAGACGUUGCUCUUCAGGUUCCCAGAGCGGCAGCCUCCCAAAUGCACCCGGUUCUGCCUCUGCAGACCUCCACCACCACCACCACACAUCCUCUACGCUACACCCACUUCAUCCCCAAAGCCUCCUUCAAGCCGCCGCGGUCGCCGGCCACCCCCACCAUCUUCACAACCAGACCAACAGUGCCAACAACAAUGGCAACCUGCUCUACAUUGGGUUCUCCAGUCUCGACGAAGCUUCUCCACCAUCUUUGCUCGCAGAGUCUGUGCAAAGAAACAGCAUGUCGGGCGGCCCCCGUCCUGCGGUGGUUUCGCCUCCAGCAGUAGGCUCCAGUCCUCCACCUCACCUGCCCUCACAGUUCUGCAGCCCUCCGCCGCCUCCCACUCCCAAUCUGGAGGCAACGGGUUGUCCAAGCACAGUGUCCGGUGGUGGCGGAGGUUGUUCUUGCUCAGGAACCAGUGGUGGAGGAGACCCACAGCUUCAGGCUAUUUUAGAAGAGGUGCGAUACGUUGCUGAUAGGUUCCGCGGACAGGAUGAAAAUGACAGCAUGUCCGAACAGUGGAAGUUUGCUGCAGCCGUAAUCGACCGACUUUGUCUGGUGGCAUUCAGUGUUUUCAACAUCAUCUGCACCAUCUCCAUUCUCAUGUCAGCACCUAACUUUGUGGAGGCAGUUUCCAAGGACUUCAUCUGAUUGCUUUGUUGGAAGUGAACGUGCAUUCAGGAAACUUGGGUUUGACCUUUAAUGGGAAGUAUUCAUUUCCCUAACUUUUUUUCCAAGACUGUGUUUGGAAUAAUGCAGAAUCUUGAGGUCUGGAUUGAGAACGCUUCUGAAUGGCUAAAGGCCUUCACUGCAAGGUGUUUGUAAAUGACAAAGGGGUUGGUUCACUAUAUGGUAAAAUGUUCAGCUAUGGAAUGAAUGAAAAACUAUACAUAAAAAAGCGAAAACACUGAUUAUUGAUCUUUCAGCUGUCUCAAACGCCUCAUAACCCCACAUGAACUUCUGAAGAAUGACCAGUUGUGUUACUCAAACUUGUGUGACAUUGUACAUCUUACAUCUAGCACAGUGCAAAACGUCUCUAAGAUGUCAAAAUCUAUUUUGGUAAUGUUCAUCUACGGGUAGGCGAGGAGAGAGGGAGGGAGGGAAGAGCUGAAGAGACAGAGUAAUAUUGAUAAUAGUGGCAGAUGUGAGGUGAAUGGCUCGUAUGAACCCAGAUAAAAAACUCUUUUCUUAAAAUAUUGAAAAAGGCAUGUGUUUCAAGGACAGAUAUAGGAGAAUAGGAGAACUGCUAGAAGGUUUGAGUGGUUCAGAUAAUGGAAAGAUAAAAAAGAAGUGAAAGAUGGAAUACAUCCCAGACGUGGACAGAGAUGUAGACCGAUAGAGAGAUUAGGGCCUCACAAGAAAACGAGGCAAGAGCAGAAUAAGGGUAAUGAAAGACAAAAUGAGACAAGCGUGUAUAAGA